AAGGGGAAUCCUUCCCUGGCUGUUGUGUUGACAUUUUCGAGCUGCUGCUGUUUCUGCGGCCAAGGGAGCCGUCGGGGAAGGAUGGUGUGCGAAAAAUGUGAGUUAAGGGGCCACAUCUUUGGGAGAAGGAGGCUAGGAGAAGCUAACUGGAGCUCUUCGGGUGAAAAGAAACUUGGUACUGUUAUCACUCCAGACACAUGGAAAGACGGUGCAAGGAAUACCACAGAAAGUGGCGGAAGAAAGCUGAACGAAAAUAAAGCUUUGACUUCAAAAAAAGCAAGAUUCGAUCCAUAUGGAAAGAAUAAGUUCUCCACUUGCAGAAUUUGUAAAAGUUCUGUGCACCAACCGGGUUCUCAUUACUGCCAGGGCUGUGCCUACAAAAAGGGCAUCUGUGCAAUGUGUGGAAAAAAGGUUUUGGAUACCAAAAACUACAAGCAAACAUCUGUGUAAAUGUGUUGAUGACAUUUCUGGCUUUCUACAUGAUUUUACUUUUUGCUUUGAAUUUUCAAGGCAUAACAUAGGUGUUCAAGUUCCAAAAUAACACGUUUUAAGACAAUAUUAAACCGAGAAAGUUGA
Messenger RNA from Mirounga angustirostris (Northern elephant seal), 576 nucleotides. RefSeq names its product CXXC repeat containing interactor of PDZ3 domain (gene CRIPT). NCBI's taxonomy places the organism in Eukaryota, Metazoa, Chordata, Mammalia, Carnivora, Phocidae. The coding region runs from base 82 to 450 and encodes 122 amino acids. Gene Ontology annotation, molecular function: PDZ domain binding; microtubule binding. The transcript has 5 exons. Gene Ontology annotation, cellular component: dendrite. The record is from RefSeq and is a predicted model, not a curated record. Gene Ontology annotation, biological process: cytoplasmic microtubule organization.